Linum trigynum is the source of this 207-nucleotide messenger RNA. The record is from the annotation of a GenBank genome assembly. NCBI's taxonomy places the organism in Eukaryota, Viridiplantae, Streptophyta, Magnoliopsida, Malpighiales, Linaceae.
AUGUUAUUCGUAGUGGAGUUGAGUUUUCGAUUAGCACACUCGCUCGCUCGCUCAUGGUGGACGCGGAGCUCUGAGGCGAUAGUUGAUGCUCUGCAUGAAAUACUAGGAAUGAACGAUGUCGUGUUUUUGGAUGCCUAUGGAGAGUUGGAAGAUGAGGAGAAAGCCGAGGCUUUUGUUGCAAUGGAUGUUGACGAACGAAAGAUUUGA